GGGAGUCCCUUGGUCAUGGACCCGAAUAGCAUUUGCAGGAAGACCAAACGUCUGGCGGGCAAGCAGGCCGAACUCUGCCAGACCCAGCCGGAGAUUGUUAACGAAGUUGCCAAGGGCGCCAAGCUGGGUGUGCGGGAAUGUCAGUACCAGUUUCGCUUUCGACGCUGGAACUGCACCAGCCAGAACAAGUACUUUGGCAAAAUUCUCCAACAAGACAUCCGCGAGACGGCGUUUGUGUAUGCCAUCACAGCAGCAGGAGUCACACAUGCAGUGACGCAGGCCUGCAGUAUGGGGGAGCUGCUGCAAUGCGGCUGCGAGGCCACGCGGAGCAGAGGACCACCGCCACGGCUGGCCAGCAUGGGGCCCACAGAGGGGGUCAAGUGGGAGUGGGGCGGCUGUGGGGACGAUGUGGAGUUCGGCUACGAGAAGUCCAAGCAGUUCAUGGAUGCCAGACGGAGGAAGGGCAAGAGCGACAUACGUACACUAAUAGAUCUACACAAUAAUGAGGCUGGACGACUGGCAGUGAAGAAUUAUAUGAGGACUGAAUGUAAAUGUCACGGGCUGUCUGGCUCAUGCACUCUGAGGACCUGCUGGAAGAAAAUGCCUCACUUCCGCGAGGUGGGCGACCGGCUGCUGGAGCGCUUUAACGGGGCAUCCAAAGUCAUGGGUGGGAAUGACGGAAAGACUCUCAUCCCAGUGGGGCAGAACAUCAAACCUCCAGACAAGCAAGAUCUCAUCUACUCGGCUGAGUCGCCAGACUUCUGCUUGCCCAACCGGAAGACGGGUUCCUUGGGCACACGUGGAAGGACGUGCAACAGCACGGCACUGGACGUCAGCGGAUGUGACCUACUGUGUUGCGAACGGGGUCACCGGGACGAGACGGUGGUUCUGGAGGAAAACUGUCUUUGCCGGUUCCACUGGUGCUGCGUUGUCCAGUGUAAAAAGUGCUUGGUCAGGAAGGAACUGAGUUUGUGUCAGUAAUCCAGACGCUUGACGAUUCCAAAAAAAAAAGAAUCUAAAACAUUCCAGAUUCAUGUAAACACAUUUCAAACCCUGAGGCUUUGGAAAGGCCUGGAGGAGUGUCUGACUUGUGAUUCACCCUUCAGAAACCCCGGGACUGUAAGGAAUACUUCAGACCUAACAGGGGUUAAUCAGCUGUGAAGUCACCAGGCUUUCGUGUAUAUUUUUUCUGUUAUAUCAGCCCUAUUUAAUGAGUUCAGACUUGAUGAACGGAAGCUCAUCCACAUCAGCACCACAGCCACUGUGUGUUGGCUGAAAACUGAAGUGACAGAACGUCAAGAUAAGGAUUUUUUGGCAUAUCACUCUGGAUAUGAGACGAGACUGUUAUUUAUAAGCAUUUAAUAUCAUGACUACUUCUUGUGACUAAUGCCCUGUCGUUUUCUUUCAAAAGCACUUUGAGAACUUUUAACGGAAAAAGUAAGAGGCCAUUUUACUCUUAGACUCAAAGAUGAUAAACAAACACAAGAGAAGCUACAUGUUAAACUAGGGCUGGGUGAUAAACGAUAUCUUCAUCAUUAUGGAUUGAUCUAAUAGCUAUCACCACAUUACGAUGGGUGAUGAAUUUACAUGCACAUUCUUAUCCCGAUUAUGUUCAAAGGUAAAGUUCACCUGAAAAUGAAAACUUACUCACAUUUUACUUAUCCUGUGUGGUUCCAAACCUUUACGUUGACAUCAAUACUAUGAUGAAAAUAGUGUGGAAGUCAAGAAAAUAAUAUGGAUACCAGUUUCCACUUUUCUUUAAAGUAUUUAAUUUUGUGUUCAACAGAAGAAAGAAAGUCAAACAGGUUUAGAACAUGUGGAAAUGGAGUAAAUUACAUCAUUUUCAUUGUUGGUUGAACUACCCCUUAAUAAUUCAACAAUGCACAAAAACAUGUAAAAGCACUAAAGCCUGAACUUAGCUUAAAUGUAGUAUGUGAACUGGGAAACAAUAGGGGCAGCAAACGUCUUGAACAUAAAAGUCUAACACAACAGCACUAAAACACAGAAAUCAUAACACAUAAUAGAAACAGGCCGGGCUCAUUGGAAAUAUGCUACUAUGGCAUCCUUUCCAGGUGCAUUUCACUGCACUUUUCUUAUGAAAUGUCCACAAGAUGAUGGUGUUUGUUAUACAUCAGCAAAUCUGAACUAUACCCUUAAAUUAACCAACAGGUUUUAAGAAUGUCAGAAAAGUUGUCUAUAUGAAGACGCAAAUGUAUUUGUUUGCAAAUCAUGGUAAUUUCAAUGUGUUGAGAUAUUGAUCAAGUAAUACUGUACAAUUUUGUUUAUACUAAAAUAUGGCUUCAUUUGCUACAAUCAGUCCACGUACUCAUAAUAACAACAUUCACUUAGAAACUGCAUUAUAUUGGGUUUCAAUGCAGUUUUGCUGUUUUUAUUUAAUUUUA
Danio aesculapii is the source of this 2402-nucleotide messenger RNA. It is a transcript of the gene wnt6b, whose product is annotated as wingless-type MMTV integration site family, member 6b. The transcript is spliced from 3 exons. Gene Ontology annotation, cellular component: extracellular region. The record is from RefSeq and is a predicted model, not a curated record. The coding region runs from base 16 to 981 and encodes 321 amino acids. Gene Ontology annotation, biological process: cell fate commitment; canonical Wnt signaling pathway; neuron differentiation. NCBI's taxonomy places the organism in Eukaryota, Metazoa, Chordata, Actinopteri, Cypriniformes, Danionidae. Gene Ontology annotation, molecular function: frizzled binding; cytokine activity.